AUGGAUACGCACGAGCUCAUAAGCAGAAAUAGCCAACAAGCUGAGGUUGAACAGCAUGGGCAUAGAAUUAAUAGCAAACUUCCAGAUUUUCAUCCGGAUCUCGAUAGAAAGGAGAGAAAAUUGACAGAAUGCUGUUGCGAAUAUGAUUGA
Molecule: messenger RNA, 150 nt
Organism: Sclerotinia sclerotiorum 1980 UF-70
Lineage: Eukaryota; Fungi; Ascomycota; Leotiomycetes; Helotiales; Sclerotiniaceae
Exons: 2
Coding region: 1-150 (49 amino acids)
Source: RefSeq, a predicted model, not a curated record